This is a messenger RNA of Tachysurus vachellii, 774 nucleotides long. RefSeq names its product zinc finger matrin-type protein 2-like. Gene Ontology annotation, biological process: mRNA splicing, via spliceosome. Gene Ontology annotation, molecular function: zinc ion binding; nucleic acid binding. The transcript has 6 exons. NCBI's taxonomy places the organism in Eukaryota, Metazoa, Chordata, Actinopteri, Siluriformes, Bagridae. Gene Ontology annotation, cellular component: U4/U6 x U5 tri-snRNP complex; spliceosomal complex. The record is from RefSeq and is a predicted model, not a curated record. Bases 1 to 618 code for a protein of 205 amino acids.
AUGCAACAUCACCAGGCACAGAAUGAUUUUCAGCGCAAGUGGGACAAGGAUGAGUAUGAACAAUUGGCUCAAAAGCGAAUCACAGAGGAAAGAGAGAAAAAAAAUGGCAAACCCGUACCACAGGUCAAACUAGCGCUCCUCCAGCACAGAGACUACGAGGUGGAUUUGGAGUCUAAGGUUGGAAGGACCAGCUUCAUCACAAAGACCACACCACAGGCUGAGAUGGGAGGGCACUACUGCAACGUUUGUGAUUGUGUUGUGAAAGACUCCAUCAACUUUCUGGAUCAUAUCAAUGGCAGGAAGCACCAGAGGAACCUGGGAAUGUCAAUGAGAGUGGAACGCUCCACGUUGGACCAGGUUAAAAAACGUUUUGAGGUGAACAAAAAGAAACUGGAAGAAAAAAAAAAGAAAGAUUUUGAAGAGCGAAUGAAGGAAUUGCAAGAAGAGGAGGAAAAGGCAAAAGUGUACAAAAGGGAGAAGCGAAAAGAAUAUAUGAAGAGAAGAAGAGAAAAAGAGAGGAAACAAAUAGCAGAAGACCACCUUUAUUUUGAAGCAGAUGAGGAAGUGGUUGCUGUAAUGGGAUUCUCAAAAUUCAGUUCCUCCAAAAAGCCCCAUUGAAUAUUAAUGUGUUGCAUGUACCAAUUCUGGGGCCUUACUGCUCUGUUUAGCGUGAGGACUGGUCUGAUUUUUUCCAAAUGCACAAUGAGAAUACAAUGAGAAAAUUCAAAGCCAACAAUAACCAAGGAUGGUAAAAUAAGUGGAUUCAAAUUCAAA